Messenger RNA from Enterobius vermicularis (human pinworm), 1623 nucleotides. NCBI's taxonomy places the organism in Eukaryota, Metazoa, Nematoda, Chromadorea, Rhabditida, Oxyuridae. The record is from the annotation of a GenBank genome assembly.
AUGGAGAAUAGGAAUUCACUAUCAUUGCUUGAUCCAUCAAACCUCAAUUCCGAUAAUAUUCAAUCUUCACAAUACCAAUUAUAUGCUCGAAUACAGAAACAAAUAAGUAUGCCUGGUAGCUUAAAUAUCAAUGCUCAACUUUCACCAGUGAUGCAUCGAUGUUACAGUGAAGAAUCCACUCAACGACCAUAUGUUUCGUCACUGUUUCGCCCACUUGUGAAGCAGACUUCAGUUGAAUUGAAUCGGCAGGUGAAUGAGCCGAGUAAGGUAAAGCCGAGAAAGGAAAGCCUUAAGUAUGGGACGAUCGCUGAGGAAGACCGUGGGUCGCAGUCCGAUAGUGAAGACGAUGAAAGUGAAUCUAGCACCGAUACAACCCCGUCGUCUAAUGGGAUGUCUUCAUGGUUCAACACGAAACAGUCGGUAACUGUGUGUAUGUUGGCAGUAGCUAACCUUUGCAGUAUGGUCGCUUUCAGUUGUAUUGCACCGUUUUAUCCAGCAGAAGCAAAACAGAAAGGGCUUACGGAGUCUCAGAUUGGAAUUGUUUUCGGUGUCUUUGAACUUCUUGUCUGUAUCGUAUCACUUGUACUGGGAAAAUACAUGAUCUAUAUCGGCUCUAAGCGAAUGUUGAUUGCUGGUUUGUUAAUUACGGGAAUCGCUGCUAUUUUGUUUGGUUUUUUACAAUUUUUACCAUCCGGAAUGGCGUUCUUUUUGGGGUCUAUGUCUAUACGUGUUGUGGAAGCAGUAGGGGAUGCUUGUUUCGUGACUGCAUCUUUCGUGAUUAGUGUCAAAUGUUUUCCGAGACAUAUUUCGACUGUUAUAGGUAUUAUGGAGACAUCUGCAGGAUUCGGUUUUACAGCUGGCCCAAUGAUCGGAGCUGCCUUGUACGACUUGGGCGGUUUUCAGCUACCAUUUAUUGUUCUGGGUGUUUUGUUGAUUUUGGUGGCAAUAUUGUCUUCCUUUUUAAUUAAAAAAUACAAAGGUCUCAACAAACGGUCUGAAAGCGGACGAGGUAUGUUUGGUAUGUUAAAAGUUCCAGUUGUUUGGGUUAUGCUGUUUGCAGUGGUAGUCUGCGCUAUUUCGAUAGCAUUUUUGGACUCAAAUUUAGCUGAACAUCUCUCUACAUUUAAUUUGUCUACAACUAUGAUAGGACUGUUCUUCUUGUUGGAUGGAAGUGUAUAUACAAUUACUGCCCCGAUAUGGGGCUUAAUCUACGAUAAAUGGCGCUGUACCUUCACCAUAAUGAUGUUUGGUGCAGUUUUAUCUCUAGUAUCAAUGCUCCUUGUCGGACCAGCUCCUUUCUUGCAUAUGGAAAAAAAUCUGUUUGUUAUCGCGCUUGCGUUAGUUUCACUCGCUGUUGCUUCUGGCGCUUUGUAUAUACCGACGUUCCAGAAGUGCUUAGAAGCAGUCAAAGAACAUAACUACGAGGAUUCUUUCGAAACUUAUGCAGGUGUUUCUGGAAUCUUCCAGUCCGCUUUCGCAUUUGGGUCUUUUAUCGGUCCAUCUAUUGGUGGUUUAAGUGUUGAGUUGGUUGGAUUUGCGUGGACGAGUGUUGCAGUAGGAAUUCUGUUUUUAGUUUUUGUAAGUCUUUUACUUUUAAUACUUACAGUACUCGAAAUUACGUAA